AUGAGAGGGGUUUAUGAGGAGCAAUGCAAUGCCUUAGGGGCAUACAACAAACCCUUUUCUAACACAUACAAUCCUGGCUGGAGGAACCAUCCAAUCUUCAGUUGGAGAGAUUCCAACCAAGCACAACCGUCUGGAGGACAAUGGAGAACUAAGCAACAGCCGCAACCACCAAAGGCGUAUUCUGCACCUCAAUACAAUUCGCAUCAGCCAAGGAGUUCUCUUGAGAACACCUUGCAAUCUUUCAUGGAGGUACAGAGUAAGACGAAUCAGAAGUUUGAAUCACUGUUCACGCAAAUGGUGGAGGAAAGUAAAGAAAUGAAGAGUCAAAUCACGAAUCUGACUGGAGCUUUGGCUGUUCAAGAACGCGGCAAGUUCCCUUCACAAGCUCAGUCAAACCCAAAGGGUCAACAUAUGGCGCAAAUCUCAUGUCUCGAUAAUCAAAAUGUUAAAGAGGUGAAUGCCAUCAGUACUCGUAGUAGUAAGAUUAUGGAAGAACCGUCAACAAGUGCAACCACUUCGAGUACUAAGGAAGUUGUCCCUGAGAAAGAUGAUCCAACAAAUGUUCCGGUAAAGGUGCCUUUUCCCCAAGCUCUACGUCCAACUGGGAAAAUACCGGAACACCAAAGUGAGAUCCUAGAGCACUUGACUCAAGUGAAGAUUAAUCUUCCUUUGCUUCAUGUUAUCAAGCAAGUGCCUGCUUAUGCUAAGGUUAUCAAGGAUCUGUGCACUAUCAAAAGGAAGCACCAUGUCAAGAAGACAACAUUCUUGACAGAACAAGAGAAUGUGUUAUCUCGGUUUGGCACUCCACGUGCUAUCAUCAGUGAUCAAGGCACUCACUUCUGCAACCGUUCAUUUGAGGCUCUUAUGUGCAAAUAUGGUGUGCUUCAUAAGGUUGCUACUGCCUAUCAUCCACAAAUGAAUGGCCAAGCUGAGUUGGCGAAUAGGGAGAUCAAACAAAUUCUGGAAAAGACGGUAAACCCCGACCACAAGGAUUGGUCCUUACGUCUUCUUGACGCUCUCUGGGCAUACCGCACUACUUACAAAUCCCCUCUUGGGAUGUCUCCUUAUAGGCUUGUCUUUGGGAAAGCCUGUCAUUUACCUGUCGAGCUCGAACAUAAAGCUUAUUGGGCUGUCAAGGCCCUUAACUUUGAUCUCAAUGCUGCAGGUAUUCAAAAAAAGCUCCAAUUAUCUGAGAUUGAGGAGUUAAGGAACGACGUAUACGAAAACUCUAGGAUCUACAAGGUAAAAAUGAAAGCGGCUCAUGACAAGCAGAGCCUGAGAAAAAAUUUUGAGCCAAAUCAGCGGGUGCAUCUUUAUGACUCUCGUUUGCAUCUCCACCCACGUAAGUUAAGGUCGCGGUGGACUGGUCCAUUUGUGGUGAAACAAGUUUUUCCCAACGGUGCUAUCGAGGUCGAGGACCCGAGCGAUGGAAGAAUAUUCAGAGUCAAUGGCCAGAGACUGAAGCAUUACAUUGAGCGUGUGAGCCAAGCUGAAGAGACCAUUCUCGAGGCUCCGAUUUACCAACCUUGA
This is a messenger RNA of Morus notabilis, 1530 nucleotides long. RefSeq lists its product as uncharacterized. The record is from RefSeq and is a predicted model, not a curated record. Gene Ontology annotation, biological process: DNA integration. Gene Ontology annotation, molecular function: nucleic acid binding. NCBI's taxonomy places the organism in Eukaryota, Viridiplantae, Streptophyta, Magnoliopsida, Rosales, Moraceae. The transcript has 2 exons. The coding region runs from base 1 to 1530 and encodes 509 amino acids.